This is a messenger RNA of Fomitopsis serialis, 1380 nucleotides long. RefSeq lists its product as uncharacterized. The transcript has 8 exons. Lineage: Eukaryota; Fungi; Basidiomycota; Agaricomycetes; Polyporales; Fomitopsidaceae. Gene Ontology annotation, biological process: apoptotic DNA fragmentation. Gene Ontology annotation, cellular component: nucleus; mitochondrial inner membrane. The record is from RefSeq and is a predicted model, not a curated record. The coding region runs from base 67 to 1122 and encodes 351 amino acids. Gene Ontology annotation, molecular function: single-stranded DNA endonuclease activity; metal ion binding; RNA endonuclease activity.
UCUCCUCUAGGCUCCAGGAUCUGAGCCGACACAAGUGUACCACUGCCACAGACCAAAAGGCUGAGAAUGCCUAGUGCGACCAUCGUGCACGCAGCUGCCUUCGCUGUCGGCGCACUCGUCGGUGGCGGUGUUGUGUCGGCGGUCUCGGCGCGCAGGCAGCACCAACUCCCCGCCGUAGCAGUGCCGGGAAAGGCACACGUCCCGUCUCAGCCUGUCGUUGACGUGAAGCCUGGUGGGGUCACUCAGAUCUCUGCUCAGGUUGCUUCGCGUGUGAGCGUACUGCCUCCGGUACUGAACGAGAACCCUGGUCCCGUCUCCGACCAAUUGGCUCGGAUAGCCUACGUCGCCGGAUAUGACCGUCGACUCCGCCACCCCGCAUGGACGGCCGAGCAUCUGACGCUGGCCUCUUUGGGGAAAUCCACUCUUGUAUCGGGCCCUACAAAAGACGAGAGAGGCGAUCGUCAAAACUCCCAAUUCACGGAAGACCAGUCAAUACCGGCGAUGUUCCGUGCGAAGCUCCAGGAUUAUUUUAGGAGCGGAUACGACCGUGGACACAUGGUGCCCGCUGCUGACUGCAAAAUAUCUCAGGCCGCGAUGAAUGAGACGUUCCUCUUGACUAACAUUGCCCCGCAAGUGGGUGUAGGCUUCAACAGGCACUACUGGGCUUACGUCGAGGACUGGUGCCGGCGUCUGACCUCCACGUUCGCGGACGUCUACGUCUUCACCAUCCCCCUCUACCUCCCAAAACUCGAGUCAGACGGCAAGUGGCGGAUUACGCAUGAAGUCAUAGGCUCCCCGCCCAAUGUGUCCGUGCCAACGCACUUCGCAAAGGUAGUCCUGACCUCAAGACCAUCCUCGCCCUCCACGCCAGACGUCCGAGAGAUCUCGACUGGCGCCUUCGUACUCCCCAACGCAGUCAUCCCGGACGAGGCGAAGCUAGAGAGCUUCGUCGUGCCUAUUGAGGCAGUGGAGAAGGCAGCGGGGCUGACGCUCUUUUCGGACGCGAUAAAACAGCAGUCGAAGCAUAUCUGCAAAACGACAAAGUGCGAGGUCAUCGUGAGGAGGUUUGACGACGCGCAGAAGAACUCUCAGACACGGAAAGCAAUCUCUGGGCCGCGCUAGCGUCUCGUGUCUUGUAUGGCAGUGCCGGCUUUCCUCUAGGAAAUACACCUGCGCUCAGUCGCGUUCUCAAUUUGGUGCUGAAGCAGUCGUCUAGCACUGAUAUGCUUGUCGCUGUUUGGCAAUAUGGACCGAUCAUAGUACGAUCGCUCAUCUGUAAACUGUUCAAACAGUGGCGCUGGGAAGCUCGAGUACGUGUUUAGCCCAAGGUCAUGGAGAAUCUACACGUUGACUAGAAUCGAUGUCAAAUUGGCGCUGAAA